CGCAGCACUCCGGUUGACAGUUCUUGCAGUCUGGUCCCUGAACGCAGCACUGCCGUUGACAGUUGCUGUGCUCCGGUCCCUGAACGCAGCACAUCUGUUGCACAGCGCCGCGGCCUCCGGAGCCCCUCAUGUCUCGGUAGGGACCAUGCUGUUCAGUCCCCGCGGUUUGACCGAGUGUUUACGGGAAUGGGAGGAUUUGGAGAAGGACUACCAGCAGAUCCAGGACACCCACCGCCUGUACAGGCAGAAGCUGGAGGAGGUGGCCAAGCUGCAGGCCAGCUGCUCCGGAGCCAUCGCUCGCCAGAGGAAGAAGCUGAAGGAGCUGGACAGCUCCCUGGAAGAAUGCAAAGAAACCUCCACUCCACCCAGUGUGAGUCCGGACGAGAUGGACGCCGUCGCAGAAAUCCGGGACUCCAUCAGCGGGAGAGAAGCUGCUUUCUCUGAGAUGGAAGCUUUCCUCCCCAAGAAGAACGGGUUGUACCUCAGUCUGGUUCUGGGAAACGUCAACGUGACGCUCCUCAACAAACAGUCCAAGUUCGCCUACAAAGACGAGUAUGAGAAGUUCAAACUGGUCCUCACCGUCAUCCUCUUCGUCUUCUCCUUCACCUGCCGCUUCCUCUUCAGCUACAGAGCCCUGGAUGCUCUGUUCAACUUCCUGUUGGUGUGGUACUACUGCACGCUCACCAUCCGGGAGAGCAUCCUCAUCAGCAACGGCUCCAGGAUCAGAGGUUGGUGGGUUUUCCAUCACUAUGUGUCCACGUUCCUGUCCGGAGUCAUGCUCACCUGGCCAGAAGGAGCUCUCUAUCAGAUGUUCAGGAACCAGUUCAUCAGCUACUGUCUCUACCAGAGCUUCGUCCAGUUCCUGCAGUACUACUACCAGAGCGGCUGUCUGUACCGACUCCGGGCGCUGGGAGAGAGACACAACAUGGACCUGACAGUGGAGGGUUUCCAGUCCUGGAUGUGGAGAGGGCUCACCUUCCUCCUCCCAUUCUUGUUUUUUGGUCAGUCGUGGCAGCUGUACAACAGCAUCACGCUGUUCAAGAUGUCCCAGCUCCCAGAGUGCAAGGAGUGGCAGGUGGCGAUGUGCGGCUGCUCCUACUUGGUUCUCUUCCUGGGAAACUUCCUCACCACCCUGGGAGUGGUUUACCAGAAAUACACCAGCAACAAGUCGAAGAGCGCCUGACGGGAGUCUGAACUGCCUUCAGCGCUUUGUGCUGCUCUGAGCUCAGCUCUCCGCCACGUCUCCGUUACUCUGAUCAGUCUUCUGUCAUUUCCUGUGUGUGAAAAUGUCGUUACGGUCCGUCGGACGAGUUUAACGUUAAAUCAAAGGUCAGGUUGUUGUUUUUAGAGACAGAAUGUUGAACGCAGGGGGGUCGGCCCCCGCUGUUUGUUACUCAGGAGCUGCUGCAGAUUUGAACUUGUCAGGAAGUUUACUGCUGAAUGAAACACUCCUUUAAAGAUGUGUGUUUACUCUUUUUUUUAGUAGAUGACACAGAUGGUGAUGAAAAACUCAAAGAUUUUACUCAAGUGUUUGUUUUCUGAAAACAUUUUCAUGUUUCCCUCUAUUUGAAAUAAAUUUCCCUUUGUGAGGACAUUCUUACUGUGGCCACCAGGAGGCAGCAUUGCACUGACAGUAAACUGGAAGUCAAAACACUGAAACUGUCACUUCAGCUUCCUCUCAGCAGCUAGACUACAGUUUUUAUUCUUUAUUAGAAACUGAGACCGUCUUAUGAUUAUUUGCUGCAAAGCUGUAGAAAUGGUGGAAAUGUCCACAUUUUGUAUCCAGCUGGAAGUUCUUUACAAACAGAAAAUAUUGCUCAAAAUAAUAAUAAAUACAGCAGAAAAAGG
Salarias fasciatus (jewelled blenny) is the source of this 1848-nucleotide messenger RNA. RefSeq names its product transmembrane protein 120A-like. The record is from RefSeq and is a predicted model, not a curated record. Gene Ontology annotation, cellular component: membrane. Gene Ontology annotation, biological process: fat cell differentiation. The coding region runs from base 146 to 1183 and encodes 345 amino acids. Lineage: Eukaryota; Metazoa; Chordata; Actinopteri; Blenniiformes; Blenniidae. The transcript is spliced from 12 exons.